CAUACAUCACUUUCUAAAAGAAAUAACACACCACAUCCAUUGCGACAACCGAGACACCUCCCACCGCCACGCGAACAAGAUGUCAUUCAUACUUACCCCCUGCACCCCCGCCGAUUCCCCCCAGAUCGCCCGCGCCAUCAUGCUCGCGCGUCUGACAGACCCCCACUGGGUCUUUCUCUGGACCGACCCAAACCCCACGCGCCUCAUCACCGACGUCGCCGCCCGCUUCCCCUACACUCUAGUCCGUUCCCGCGACCACACGCGCCACCAGAUGGUCUCCUACGUGGACGAGUCCGGAGAGAAGACAAUAGUCGGCUACGCAAGGUGGACAUUACCCGACUUGCUGCUCGAUGCAACUCAUCAAGCUCUUGCUGGAGAAGCAAAUCUCGAGAAACAUAAUGCGGCGAACGGAGGACGAGAUGUCGUCUGGCCAGAGGCGCAGGUUCAAGCGCCUACCGAGGAUGAGCUCCGCGAAUUUAAAGAGCGAUUCGAUGCAGCCAGUGACGGGGGCCAAGUCCCUGGGAUGAAGCGGGACGGGAUGGUGGAGUUUCGGAGUCGGCCGUUGGAGGAGGCGGAUGAGCGGGUAACCCGUGGGAAGGAGUUUCUGACCCUCGACUACCUCUGCACCCACCCGGACUUCUGGCGCCGAGGUGUCGGAAGUAUGCUCGUGGCAAGCGGGCUGCAGGUGGCCGAUAGGUGCGGCCUCAGGACGUAUGUUAUGUCCGAGCCGGCGGGGUUGAAGGUCUACUCGAAGCAUGGUUUCAGGGUGGUGGAGACGGUGAGCACGGAUUAUUCCCGAUUUGGGGGUCAGGAGCCCCAGGUGCUUUAUUUUCUGGUUAGGGAGGUGGGAGGAGGGGUUUAGUUGCUCGAAUGCUUGAGGAUUGAGGGAAUGGAGUGUGUGGGGAGGAUGGAGGUUAUCUUGGGGCUUUUGUGCUGUUGAUCGUCAAGACUGAUGUGCUAUACCGGAGGAUCAUGGGAUUGCAAUAGGUUGGAGUAAAAGGCUCAUUGAUAGCCUUGCAUUGCGGUAGGUGACUGAUAGAGCAAACUCGAUGCCAGGUAGCGGAGUCUAGUGUAGAGCUGGUGAUUGCACCUCUUGCAUGAAUAGGACUAUUCUGGCAGGGCACUUUUGCCAACAGAACAGCGCGGCAAACACUAGGUAGAU
Aspergillus saccharolyticus JOP 1030-1 is the source of this 1162-nucleotide messenger RNA. RefSeq names its product GNAT family N-acetyltransferase. The record is from RefSeq and is a predicted model, not a curated record. Bases 80 to 862 code for a protein of 260 amino acids. NCBI's taxonomy places the organism in Eukaryota, Fungi, Ascomycota, Eurotiomycetes, Eurotiales, Aspergillaceae. The transcript has 2 exons. Gene Ontology annotation, molecular function: acyltransferase activity, transferring groups other than amino-acyl groups.